GGAGGUUCCCGCCAGAUUCAAGCUGCGGGCGGCGGUUGGCGGCGCGGCCGUUGGCCCGGCGCCGGGAUGGAGCUCAUGACUUUCCCCCGCUACAGCGCCGACGACAUUAUCAGCUACCUCCGCAGCCACGUCCUGACGGGCGCCGAGGCCCGGAACCUGGUGAAGGGCGACGUGUUCGGCAGCCCCAAGCUUGAAGUUUUACACAUGAUUUACAUGAGACUCCUGCAGAAGGUAUAUGGAAUCCGCCUGGAGCAUUUCUACAUGAUGCCGGUCAACGUUGACAUAAUGUAUCCACAGAUAUUUGAAGGCUUUCUACCUGUUUGUAAUUUGUAUAUUCACAUGGAGCGCUUACUUCCAGUGUGCCGGGUUACUGAUUUUCAAAUUGCUGAUGUUUUAAACCCAAAAACAAAGAGGACGAUUCGCUUCCUGAGUGGCAUUCUCAAUUUUGUAAAUUUCAGAGAAUUCCGACGUGAGGUCUACUUGGAGUUACAACUGAACUAUAAGUCAGCUAUGGAGAAACACCAACAACUGGAGACUGCCAAUCGUGAGGCAGCAUCGAAGCUGGAAAAACUGAACACUGUUCCAGUUGAACAUCAAGCAGAGGUCAAACAACUGACAGAGAAUAUUCGAGAACUAGAGCAACUACUAAGGCAAGAGUAUCGUCGAAAACAAACAGCUUUGCAAGAGGUGAUUUCACAAAAGAAGUCAGAUAUUGCAGAGAAUACCCGAAAACUGAAUGAGCUUAAAGUGACAAUGGCUACUUUGAAAGAAGAACAAGAGCAACUGAAAUCAAAAAUUGUGGAGAGUCCAGAGGAACUGAAAAAUUUCAAAGAACUGAUGAAAGAAACUGUUAGGAAACUCAAGAAAUCCAAGCAAGAAGUUAUUGAGAAAUAUGAAAGUUAUAGAGACCUAGUUGAGGUUCUGCCAUCAUGCCAAAUGGAGGUGCAGUUAUAUCAAAAGAAGAUGGAAAGACAGGCUGCGAAUGUGGAGAGACUGGCCAGUGUAUUAUCAGAGGUCAGAAAUCUGGAGGACCAGCUUGAGAGUGCUCAGAUAGAGCUGAAAAAGGGGAAAACAGAUGAAAUGUCCUUAAAGAGACUGGUCACUGCAAAACAUGAGAAGCUGUCUACAGCUGAAAUAAGGAUAAAAAAGAAGCGUGAAGACGUUGAGCAAUAUAAGCACACUGUAUUUGAAUAUUGUAACAGAGUUCAGGAGAAGAGGGGUGCUGUAUAUGAUAAAGUGACGGCCAUUCACAAGGAAAUCCAACAGACAAAGUUCAAAAUUCAUCAGCUGAAGGAGAAUGCUGAAAAGGAAGAAAUGAAAGCCAAGGAAAUACACCUAAAUCUGAAAGCUGGGUUGGAGAAGCAUCAUGACUCUCUAAUUAAGACAGCAAAGAGUUAUGCAGCUGCAAGAGAAGAUAAAAUUGCUGAACUGAAGAAGGGACUUCUUAGAGUUCAGACUCCUGAAAGUAGUUCUUAGACCUGUCAUCUUUUGUAUUCCCCUUCCAUUAUGUUUAUGCUCAUAUCUGAACUCAAGAGCUUGUGUUUUGCAUGGGAUGAAUAAUUAUUCCAAGCAAAAGUCAGCUUUCUAAAAAACCAUGUCAACACAUUUAACUUUCUAGACAGAUCCUGAUGUUGUGAACUCACUGAUGUGGAUAAGAAAACAUUUGGUUUAGCCUCUUCAUAUUGUUUCAGUCAGUAUCUGAUUUCAGUGGUAAUAACACAAGUCUUGCUAAUGCCAUAUUUCUUGACAUUUAGACAGAAUCCUGCUUUUUGUAGAAACUGUUCUGCAAACGUUGAUCUGGGAAGAUCUGGUGCUUUAAUCUGGCCUGAAUGGACACACUGUUCAAGAUAAGUUGGUAAUAGGUGAUAUUCCAGUACCAUUAUUCAAUUAAGCUUAAAUCCUGUUGGAGCAGUAGCAUCCAUGUAAAUACCAACUUACUCUCAUCACAAAUAUGGGUGACUUUAAUCACUCAAGAGUAUAAUUUUACUUAACAGCAUUUCUGGAUGCUUGAACUCAUUGUUUCUGCUCUGUGGGGCAUUGAACCCUCACUUGUACUUAUUAGAAAGCCUGUGUUUGGGUGCUUAGUCCUCUUAAAAACAAAAACAAAACAAAAGCUAUGUAGAUUACUCUUGUGUCUUAACUCGUGAUGGCACUUGGUUUGCCACAGUGUUUCUAAUUAUUUCCAGAAAUAAAACGUUAAUUUAAAAAACA
This is a messenger RNA of Tyto alba (common barn owl), 2211 nucleotides long. It is a transcript of the gene NUF2, whose product is annotated as NUF2 component of NDC80 kinetochore complex. Gene Ontology annotation, molecular function: protein-containing complex binding. Bases 67 to 1476 code for a protein of 469 amino acids. Gene Ontology annotation, biological process: attachment of mitotic spindle microtubules to kinetochore; mitotic spindle organization; meiotic chromosome segregation. The transcript has 13 exons. The record is from RefSeq and is a predicted model, not a curated record. Lineage: Eukaryota; Metazoa; Chordata; Aves; Strigiformes; Tytonidae. Gene Ontology annotation, cellular component: Ndc80 complex; kinetochore.